UUGAGUGAGAAUACUGCGCAUGCGCAUGGUUUAACGGGACACGUCAAGGAUCCGAGCUGGGUUAGGUUAAAGCUGUACAAGCUGCUAGAAUAAAAAUGGCGAAUUCUGUGAUGUCGGUGAUUUCCAAGUUUAUAGAGGAGUACGCGAGUAGCACAUCGGCUAAAUUAAAGCUAGUAGACGCGUAUUUGCUGUAUAUCCUGCUCACAGGCGGUUUCCAGUUUCUGUAUUGCCUGUUAGUUGGUACGUUUCCGUUCAACAGCUUCCUGUCCGGCUUCAUCUCCUGCGUUGGAUCCUUCAUUCUUGCAGUUUGCCUGCGUAUCCAGAUCAAUCCCCAGAACAAAGCAGAGUUCUUAUCCAUCUCACCAGAACGAGCCUUUGCCGACUUCCUUUUCGCCCACACUGUGCUUCACCUGGUCGUCAUCAACUUCGUUGGUUGAAGUGAUGCCCUUGUUAACGUGAAUUACAUGAUUGACUGAAGAGAAGUGACCAAACCCAGUAGUCACCUUUGAUGAGCCAUAAUGAAGAAUUAAACACAACACAUUCUGCUCUCUUUACAUGAUUGUUCAGUAACACUUUAUGCCACAUCUCCAACUCACCCAGUGUUGCAAUGCCCUCCUAAACAGACCAUUCAGGGUGGGGUGG
This is a messenger RNA of Neoarius graeffei (lesser salmon catfish), 642 nucleotides long. RefSeq names its product dolichyl-diphosphooligosaccharide--protein glycosyltransferase subunit DAD1-like. Lineage: Eukaryota; Metazoa; Chordata; Actinopteri; Siluriformes; Ariidae. Gene Ontology annotation, biological process: protein N-linked glycosylation. Bases 96 to 437 code for a protein of 113 amino acids. The record is from RefSeq and is a predicted model, not a curated record. Gene Ontology annotation, cellular component: membrane; oligosaccharyltransferase complex. The transcript is spliced from 3 exons.